Aethina tumida (small hive beetle) is the source of this 4877-nucleotide messenger RNA. Its product is annotated as calsyntenin-1. The record is from RefSeq and is a predicted model, not a curated record. The coding region runs from base 133 to 2925 and encodes 930 amino acids. Gene Ontology annotation, biological process: positive regulation of synaptic transmission; homophilic cell-cell adhesion; positive regulation of synapse assembly. Gene Ontology annotation, cellular component: postsynaptic membrane; cell surface. The transcript is spliced from 9 exons. NCBI's taxonomy places the organism in Eukaryota, Metazoa, Arthropoda, Insecta, Coleoptera, Nitidulidae. Gene Ontology annotation, molecular function: X11-like protein binding; calcium ion binding; amyloid-beta binding.
CGCACCUACGUCCGCAUUAUGUUUUAAUCCAGAUAUUGUCCCCAAACAAACCGCAUACAAAUCGCAAGUAAAAACGCUGAAACGCCAAGUAAAAAAACGCGACGCGCAUCCCGACCAUCCCAACCAGGAACAAUGAUUAAGUGGCUGGUUUGUUGUGCCCUGCUGAUCGGAUACGCACGAGCCAUCGACGAUGGAUACGACGACUUGCCUGCGCCGAAAUUGAACAUUGACCUCGACAACGGCUACCACGGCAUCGUCAAAGAGAACGAGACAAUCGUCGAGGUGACGCCGCCGAUCCGGGCGUCCGGCGACGUCUGCAAGUUCCGCAUUGUCAACAAGCAUCAUGGUGAGGCGCCGUUCGACGUCGUCCUCAAGGACGACGGCUACGCCGAACUCCGGGCCAAGAGGGUGCUCAACUGCGAGAAACGCAAGAACUACAAGUUCGACAUCGCAGCUGUCGGCUGCAGCGGAGGAAAGCAAUCCGAAAGUGCAACGGUCCACAUAACAGUGUCCGACGUGAACGAGUAUGCACCCACAUUCUCAGAACCAAGCUACGUUCGUCAAGUGGACGAGGGUCGUCUUUACAAGGAGAUCGUCCGUGUGGAAGCCACCGACAGGGAUUGCACCCCCAAAUUCGGCGACGUAUGCAAAUAUGAGAUCCUGACGUCCGAUCAACCUUUCGUCAUCGACAUGGACGGCGUCAUCAAGAACACCGAGCCCCUGGACUAUGAGAGAUCCCACAACCACAUCCUGUCGGUGAUCGCCUACGACUGCGGCAUGCGCCAGUCGUUCCCCGCCCUGGUCACCAUCAAAGUCAACCGCGUGUGCCGCCUAGGAUGGCGCGGCCUGCCCGAACGCGUCGACUACGCCCCCAUGACCGGCAAGCAGGAACUGUUCCCGUCCGCCGCCCUCGAGCUGUGCGACGUGCCGUGCAACGUGCGCGAGCUGCGCACGCGCGUCGACCUGGCCACCAGACACAUAGGCAAGGGCUGCGACCGCGACACCUACUCGGUGCAGUCGCAGCGCAAGCUGUGCGGGGCGUCGCCCUCCGCCAUCGACCUGCUGCCCAGUCCCGGCGUCGGGGCGGAAUGGACCAAGCCGCUGAUCUCCGACGAGGGACACGAGUCGGAUCAGAUGUUCGAGUUCGACGGCAGCAGCACGGCCGUUUCCAUCCCCAACGCGGUGCUGGACCACAAUUUGCCCGCCACCUUCACGAUAGCCACGUGGAUGAGACACGGCAAUCAUGCCGGACAGGAUAAGCAUCUCAAGGAGCAUAUUUUGUGCUCGGCCGAUGAUCACAAAAUGAACCGUCACCACUACGCCCUCUUCGUCCGCAACUGCCGUUUGAUCCUCCUCCUGCGCCGCGACUUCUCCGAAGGCGACCUGAACAUCUUCCGACCGGCCGAAUGGCGCUGGAAGAUACCGCAAGUGUGCGACGACCAGUGGCAUCACUACGCCGUCAACGUGCGCUUCCCCGACGUCGAGCUCUACAUCGACGGCCAGAUGUUCAGGGGCGAGAAGAAGAACCCGGAGGUGAUCGACGACUGGCCGCUCCACCCCACCAAGGGCAUAAACACGACGCUCACCGUUGGCGCCUGCUGGCAGGGAUCCGACAACAAAAUGAAGCACCACCUGAAGGGCUACUUGGCCGGCCUGAGCGUGUUGGUGAGGGAGAACGAGAAGCCGGAGGUGCUGAGCUGUUUGCACCAGUGCAAGGAGAGUCUGCAAGUGCCGGCGAUGGAACUGCUCCAACCGGGCAUGGAACUGCUCACCAACUCCGACUUGACCGAGGUGACGGUAGAGGGCGACAACAGGACCAAUCUAGAAACGCUGGUCAGGAAGAUCGGCUAUGCCAACACCCGAGAGUUCCCGACGCCUGGUCGCAGGAACCUGAGACUGACCACCACCGUCACCUGCGACACGGGCAAGACCGUCAAGGUUCCCGACGCGCAGACCUACGUCAUGGUACUCAGGCCCCAAACUCCCAGCAUUAACCUGAAUGGUACCGGCAAUAUGGCGAGGAAGUACGAGGACUUCAGGAUGGGCGUUAGAGUGUUAGCCGACAUUCACAUAACUGGUGAACAAAAAUUAGACAAGUGCAGUCUCACUAUUUACCCCAACUUGAACCCUGACCACGAGAAUCUGAGCGUGCCUGAAGAAAUGGUCAAAAGACUAGGAAUGGCCGCAAGGGUUUCUAAAGAUGGAGUCACAAUCACUGGUUCAGACAUGGUCUACAAUUACCAACAAGUACUGAGGCAAAUCGUUUAUACCAACCGAAAACCAGCAUAUUAUCUUAAUAGAGUCUUCAAACUCACCUGCUCCGAACUCAACGGAAGAUUUACAUCUAAUGAAUACGUCCAAACUUUGACAGUCAUCCAUCCACAACCGAAGGACCCAAUCGUGGCCCACAACCAGGUGAACAGACACAGCGUCGAGGUGCGUCCCGCCUCCGUCAUCUCGCACGACUUCUCGCCAGCCGCCAACACGAUGCCGGGCGGUGAACGUCUGAUGUCCGCCGGCGGCUCGCACGCCGUCACCGUCAUCGUCGUCGUCUGCGUCGGCUUCCUCCUGUUCAUGAUCGUGCUCGGCGUCGUGCGGAUACGCGCCGCCCACUCCAGGGGCGGUGCCGGCGCCGCCGGCGACGACGCCCACGACGGCGAGAUGACCUGGGACGACUCCGCGCUCACCAUCACCGUCAAUCCCAUGGAGAGUGCCGAACGUAAGCUGGAGGGCCAGCCGGCCGACUACACAGACAGCGACCAGUCGGAAUCCGAAACGUCAUCGGACGACGAGAACAUGGACGGGCCGUGUCGCGUGGCCGACAGCUCGGACGAGGACGACGACGAGCCGCCGCAACCAAGGGCGCAGCGCAAACGCGACUAUCAGAACGUCAGCCAGCUGGAGUGGGACAACUCGACCAUGUAAAACGGGGGUCGUGGGGGGAAACUGUGCAAAAGGUUUCGGCAGUGCCAUAGGGAGCACGUCGCGCGAGGCCCGCACCGCAACACUGCGCAUGCUCACCGCCGUCUGUGAGCGGGCGAGUGGGCGUGGUGUUGCCGUCGGUCAACCCGCACAGGAUAUCAUUGUAAUCGUCCAUAUAUUGUUAGAGAUAUAUAUACAAAAAAAAAACAGAUUAAUGAACGGGCCGUGGGAGGCUUUCGGAGGCUCCCUAGGCUUGUCGCAAGUUAUAAUUCUCACGUCUUAGCUAGGAUAAAGUAUAUAUUAUAUAGCCUAUCCCAGACACCCUCGCUGCUUCACGCCUAUUUUAUUAUUAUUAUUAUUAAUAUCAUUAUUAUUAUUAUUAUUUGAUAGUAUUAUUUUGUUUUUCUAUUGGGCUGACUGUUGUUUUCUAAUUUACACAAUAACUAUCGUUAUAAUUUCCUAGGAUUAAGCUAAUCAUUAACACACACACCCCCCAAAAAAUGAGAACAAAAAUCAACUGGGGCCUACUUUGUCGCAUCCCCCAAAAACUAAACGUAUUUAUCGUGGCUUUUUGUACUUACCCUAGACGUUACGUUUAAUAAAAAAAAUAAGUCAUAUCAAAUUUUUUAAAUGGUGUGCAAUCAACUUUAGGCUGUUCCAAAUUGAAACGGUUCAAGGCCCCGCACACAUCCCCCAUUUCGAAUCUUACUAGCUUUCGGGUGCGAAGCGUGCGGAGGCUGACGCAAUUUUUUUUACCGUGUAAAUUUUCUACUCGUACUGUAGGUCGGUGUUGUUUGUUUACCCCCUUGACUCCUACCCCCCAAAUCCCCACACUCACACACUACACUACACUUUUCGCACAAGUUUUUCGCUGAGGUGCAGGCCGUAACUUGCACCGUCUGUGUUUUCGUUCGUUCUUAUAGUAAGGCAACUAUUUACUAAAAAAAUGAUGAUAUUGGUGAAUUUUAAACGUUCUAAGAAGAUGUAUAUAUAAUACAGUGUUUUGCAGCUGAAUAGUAUUUUUUUGUAAGUAGAUUAUACAAGUUUAUGGGUACUUAAAAAUCGAUUAUAUAACAAAAAAGCAAAACGGAUAAAUGAAAUGGUUUGAUUUCGGUUGGUUCGCAAUAUAUAACGUAUAUAGAUUCGGCACGCAAGAAACACACGUCCCUUGUUUACACAGGGGGGCGACGUUUAUUGCCUGUAAUUAUCAGAAAUUCGCAAUAUUAAGUGUUUAUAUAAAAUAUAAUAUUAUAAUAAAUGUGAGCCAUUUUGUUUAUUGCGUGUAAACCUAGAGUAGUAGCUGUGAUGUCAAAAAAAUAAAUAAAUAAUAAAUUGUUUAGUUUAGAUGAGAAACAAAGAGCACUAAACACAUUUCUAAUAGUCGGACUCAGUUUGGCGUCCCGACGCGUUGCCCGCUUGUUGUCACUUAAAUUUUUAAUAUAUUUUUGUAUAUACGCGACGGAAUAUUGUAGAUAUUGUUGGUUGAGUUUUUGAAAGUAUUUAAAGUAUGUUUUCUCGAUGUUUUCGAAUUUGGUUUGCGGAUGUUCUAACGGCGGGAACACGCCCGGACGCGACGCCGAGUCCUUAGGCAGAUGAAAAAGAUAUUUUUGACAAAAUACGUAAACUAACAUAAAAAAAACUAAUAAUUGCAUACAUUCCAUUUUUUCGACGUGCGUUGGUUAUUAUACAAAAUGAUAAUAUAUAUUGUAAACGGACCUUGUGACGAACAAUUAUGAGAUCCCGUGGUUUUUUCAGUACGCUUUUUUGUGUGUUGAAACAUUUGAAAAACUGUUUUUUGUUGUUUCAUUAAGUAAUUUGAUUGAAAAACGAUGGUGACUCAUUAUCGAAAAUCAAAUAAUCUGAAAAAUGUUUAGGUGUGUCUACGGUACCACUUACAAUAAUUAUGUAAUACAUAAAUGUAUAAUAUUAAAAUAAUAAAUAUAUCCAAAUAAAAA